UCCGCCGCCAUCCUGUCCAAAACAGGACAGAAUUGUCACUGUUCAAUAUUCUCACCAAAGAUUAGCUUGGAAGUACAGGGGAAGAAUACAUACCAUCAUGUCGCAAGCAGCAGCGACUCGGAACGAAUUUCAGGAUGAUCCGGAUCACCACGGAAGCGAUGAUGCUGACAAGAAGAAGAAUAGAAGGCCAGCAAAUACUGCUUUCCGCCAGCAACGUCUCAGAGCAUGGCAACCAAUUCUUACACCCAGAUCAGUUCUCCCCAUUUUCUUCGUGAUUGGAGCCAUCUUUGCGCCCCUCGGAGGUGUGUUAUUAUGGGCUAGUGAGCAGGUCCAAGAAAUCAUCAUCGACUAUACAGACUGUGACACCCUUGCGCCUAUAUCGAGCACUGCAGCCCUUCCAGCAGGUAGAGUGAGCAGCUCAUUCAAAUCAUCGGCGCAGACUUCCGUUACCACCUGGCAGCGCAAUGAGACAGAUACGGCGACGAAGACAACUGGUUGCUCCUUGUUUUUCGACAUUCCCGAACCACUUGGACCCCCGGUAUUCCUAUAUUACAAAUUGACGGAUUUCUAUCAAAACCACAGAAAAUACGUGCAGUCGCUCGAUACCGAUCAGUUGAAGGGCGUAGCAGUCGAUAAUUCCACUAUUCACGGCAGCACUUGCGAUCCUUUGACUACAGAUUCGGCAACUGGUAAAGCGUACUAUCCUUGUGGCUUGAUCGCAAACUCGAUAUUCAAUGAUACCAUUUCCAGCCCGGUGUUGGUAAAUGAGGAAACCUACGAUAUGACAGACAGAGGCAUCGCCUGGUCUAGUGAUAAGAAGAUCAUCAAGACUACCAAGUAUGAACCUUGGCAGGUCGUUCCACCUCCGAACUGGCGCAUCAAAUACCCUGAAUACACCGCCGACAACUUCCCCGACCUUGGCAAUGACGAGGCAUUUAUGGUUUGGAUGAGAACCGCGGGUCUUCCUACCUUCAGCAAGUUGGCCCGUAGGAAUGAUACUACUGCCAUGCCAGCUGGCCAGUACAGGUUGGACAUUCAAAGCAGUUUCAAUGUCACACAGUAUGGUGGCACCAAAUCAAUUAUGAUCUCCACCAGAACUGUUAUGGGUGGAAAGAACUCAUUUAUGGGGAUUGCCUACGUUGUGGUCGGGGGUAUUUGUGUGGUUAUUGGUGUACUUUUCACCGCCGCAAAUCUGAUCAGACCAAGGAAACUCGGUGAUCACACCUAUCUCACAUGGAACAAUGAACCCUCGACAGGUACUGCGACCGGACAUGAUCAACGUUGAUCUAGAUAAUAGUCCAUACCUUCUUGAUUCUCGAUUCGCCUAUUCCCUUUUACCCGACUUCCAGUUACGCACUCGAUGAGAACUUGUUGGGUGAUUUUUAAUUAUUCUCAGCCAUUCUAGGGGUGUUCGUGCAUAGCUUCGUUUUCCUCGUUGCCCGGAAAAUUCAUCGACGUAUCCUUUCCCGUCUGCUUACAUGAUUUCAGCACUUGGUUUCUUUUGUAUCUUUUUUGUAUUUAUAUAUUAUUGGCUGAGGAUAUUGGUACUGUUGGAUUUCGAUUUGGUACGCGACUUAGACUCUUUUUAUGAGAUACACACAUACUGCAGGUUUAGUCAGAAACAAAAGACUACAUUGACAUUCUUCGCGACCAGCC
Talaromyces stipitatus ATCC 10500 is the source of this 1656-nucleotide messenger RNA. RefSeq names its product LEM3/CDC50 family protein. Bases 98 to 1285 code for a protein of 395 amino acids. Gene Ontology annotation, cellular component: Golgi apparatus; plasma membrane; endoplasmic reticulum. The record is from RefSeq and is a predicted model, not a curated record. NCBI's taxonomy places the organism in Eukaryota, Fungi, Ascomycota, Eurotiomycetes, Eurotiales, Trichocomaceae. The transcript is spliced from 6 exons.